AUGCCUGAAGCACAGCGGAAGAAAGAAGGAAGACGUCUUGUGAGACAGCAGGUGCACGAGUUCCUCCUUGAGUUGAGCUGCGACUUCAGAAACGGCAUCAACUUUCACGACAAGACGUUGGGCACCUCAGGAAAGAACAUGAACCCGGUCCUUCACAAGUUCCUUCUAGACUUAAGACAGGCCAACCGAGACCCUCUGGAGGCGGAGCUGGUUAUCCGAGUCCUCAAGGCGUGCCCCGACCUUCUGAACAGGUACCUGUCGGACGUGACCUUCUCCUUCUCUCCGCGACCUUCAGCGCAGUGGACGGACAACAUGGCGCUGCUCACAGAGAUGGGAAGUAAAAUGUGCGUCCCGUGUUUGAGGAGGUGCCUCUAG
This is a messenger RNA of Branchiostoma floridae (Florida lancelet), 375 nucleotides long. Its product is annotated as nucleolar pre-ribosomal-associated protein 1-like. NCBI's taxonomy places the organism in Eukaryota, Metazoa, Chordata, Leptocardii, Amphioxiformes, Branchiostomatidae. Gene Ontology annotation, biological process: maturation of 5.8S rRNA from tricistronic rRNA transcript (SSU-rRNA, 5.8S rRNA, LSU-rRNA); maturation of LSU-rRNA from tricistronic rRNA transcript (SSU-rRNA, 5.8S rRNA, LSU-rRNA). The coding region runs from base 1 to 375 and encodes 124 amino acids. The transcript has 4 exons. The record is from RefSeq and is a predicted model, not a curated record. Gene Ontology annotation, cellular component: nucleolus.